CAACAACACGGCAGUCAUUCUAAUGUCGCGAUACAUGUUGUGACACUGAACAGCGUGACUUGUCUUGUACUGUGAGUGACUAAGUGAAUCCUGUACCAGCACAAUGAAUGUGCGGAAGGUGGAAAGGACAGUCCUCAGUGUGGAACAGUCGGAGGGAGUCGGUGCUCAUGUCCGCAGGAGCAUCGGUAGAAAGGAGCUGAGGAACCUGGAUCCUUUCCUGAUGUUGGAUGAGUUCAGAGUGAGCAAGCCGGCAGGUUUCCCAGACCAUCCUCACAGAGGAUUUGAGACAGUAACCUAUGUAUUAGAGGGGAUCACGGCCCAUGAAGACUUCUGUGGACAUUCAGGGCGACUGAAAGCUGGAGAUCUGCAAUGGAUGACUGCAGGACAGGGGGUGGUCCAUGCUGAGAUGCCCGUGUCAGAGGAGCCGGUGGUGGGCUUACAGCUAUGGGUGAACCUGCCCAGUCGAGACAAGAUGGUGGAACCGGCGUACCAGGAGCUUAAAGGCUCAGAGAUCCCCAAACCCAGCCAGGGAGGAGUUACAGUUGCUGUGAUAUCUGGAGAAGCUUUAGGAGCAAAGUCUAAGGUCUACACAAGGACACCGACCUUGUACCUGGACUUCAGACUGCAGCAAGGUGCCCUGCAUGUGCAGUCAGUCCCCUCAGGAUGGACUACAUUCAUCUACACGCUAUCAGGAUCUGUUCAUGUCGGCCCAGAUGAGGAGCAGCAGAAGGUGGAGCCUCAUCACACCGUGGUGUUUGGAGACGGAGAUUGCGUCAGAGUAGAAAACAAGUGCUCUGAAAUUUCCCAUUUUGUGCUGAUUGCUGGAGAACCAAUCAAAGAGCCUGUAGUACAACACGGUCCGUUUGUAAUGACCACAGAGGAGGAGAUCAGAGAGGCUAUCAGGGACUACCAGACUGGCAGAAAUGGCUUUGAAAGGGCCGUAAACUGGAGGUCCAAGAUCAGAGACUCUUACUGAACACAUUGCAGUUUCUUUUUAAGCAUCUACUUUUACUUUACGUUACAUGUCCAAGUGCUUCUUGUGUCAUUGUUUGCACAGGAGUAGUUCACCCAUGUUCCCUCGUAAAAUACAGAUUUUAGGGAAAAUGUGCUUCGAACUGCUCUCCACCCACCUUGUUAAAUCUCUAUUUUCCUUCUGCUGUUUGAAAUAACACAGUAGCACAGCUGUUGUGAAACUCUUGCACACACUGUUAUGAGGACAAUUUAUUAAACUAUUA
Anoplopoma fimbria (sablefish) is the source of this 1235-nucleotide messenger RNA. It is a transcript of the gene pir, whose product is annotated as pirin. The transcript has 10 exons. Gene Ontology annotation, cellular component: nucleus. The record is from RefSeq and is a predicted model, not a curated record. NCBI's taxonomy places the organism in Eukaryota, Metazoa, Chordata, Actinopteri, Perciformes, Anoplopomatidae. The coding region runs from base 104 to 976 and encodes 290 amino acids. Gene Ontology annotation, molecular function: quercetin 2,3-dioxygenase activity. Gene Ontology annotation, biological process: monocyte differentiation.